AUGGCCGAACAAAAGAUUCACCUAGCCACCCUUGUCACGAACAUCAAGACUUGCAUUUCUAUUGUUCUUGAUUACGAUGGCACUCAAUACAACACUUGGUCUACUUUAUUCCAACUCCAUUGCCGCACGAAUUUAGUAAUCGACCAUAUCAUACCACCAGUUGUAAAUGAGAAGGAAAAGGCUCCUGAAACUUCUGACAAAGCUCUACGGCAACGACUUGAUGACAUUGUUCGUCAAUGGAUUUACAAUACUAUUUCCAAUGACCUUCUUAAUUCCAUUAUCGAUCCCGAUGACAAGGCUAUCGAUGCUUGGAAACGUUUGCAGAAUUUUUUCCUCAACAACAAGUCGGCCCAAGCAUCGCAUUACAUCUUGAUGCGCAAUUCACUAACACCAAGCUUGUUCAAUUUUGAUGGUGUUAAACCGUAUUGCACUCGCCUUAAAACCCUUGCAGAUAGUCUGAGAAACGUUGGUGACAAAGUGUCUGAUAAUCGAAUGGCAUUGCAAUUAUUGAAGGGACUAACGGAAGAAUACAAGCCCUUCCGUACCUCUGUUCGUCAUCUCAAUCCGCUUCCCACCUUUGACACCUUGCGCUCUAUGCUUGAAUUGGAGGAGCAGGGUAAUGCUUCCGAUAUUCCAGAAUCCGGCGAGGAGGCUCUUCUCUCACAGUCAUCCUCAUUCGCAUUGUUUAAUUCGCAGCAGGGCAAAGGGUUUUCGAUUCUUCUCGUGGAAAUUCACAGCUUGCUCGCGGUGGUUGGAAACCUAAGAGCAAAGGUGGCAAAAAAGGGCGGCGUUGGGUCUGGUGGUCGGAGCAACCAGGCGCUGUAG
Messenger RNA from Chenopodium quinoa (quinoa), 825 nucleotides. RefSeq lists its product as uncharacterized. The transcript has a single exon. Bases 1 to 825 code for a protein of 274 amino acids. NCBI's taxonomy places the organism in Eukaryota, Viridiplantae, Streptophyta, Magnoliopsida, Caryophyllales, Amaranthaceae. The record is from RefSeq and is a predicted model, not a curated record.